Toxotes jaculatrix (banded archerfish) is the source of this 419-nucleotide messenger RNA. RefSeq names its product histone H2B 1/2. Lineage: Eukaryota; Metazoa; Chordata; Actinopteri; Toxotidae. Gene Ontology annotation, molecular function: protein heterodimerization activity; structural constituent of chromatin; DNA binding. The coding region runs from base 22 to 396 and encodes 124 amino acids. The transcript has a single exon. The record is from RefSeq and is a predicted model, not a curated record. Gene Ontology annotation, cellular component: nucleosome.
UUAAAAUCUGAAGUCAGCAGAAUGCCUGAACCCGCAAAGUCCGCGCCCAAGAAGGGCUCCAAGAAAGCCGUGACCAAGACGGCCAGCAAGGGAGGAAAGAAGAGGAGAAAGACCAGGAAGGAGAGCUACGCCAUCUAUGUCUACAAGGUGUUGAAGCAGGUCCACCCCGACACCGGCAUCUCCUCCAAGGCCAUGAGCAUCAUGAACUCGUUUGUUAACGACAUCUUUGAGCGCAUCGCCGCUGAGGCGUCUCGUCUGGCUCACUACAACAAGCGCUCCACCAUCACUUCCAGGGAGAUUCAGACCGCCGUGCGUCUCCUGCUGCCCGGUGAGCUGGCCAAGCACGCCGUGUCUGAGGGCACCAAGGCUGUCACCAAGUACACCAGCUCCAAGUAAAUAGCUGUGCUGCUGCACUCUCA